UGUUUUGUACGUAGUUCUGAUUUAUCUGUUGAUGGUUACGUUCUGUUGCCAUGGAGACGUAGAGGGUGACAAAAGCUGAUUUAUUGAUCCCAGAUCAGAUCGCCUACAUAAACGAGAUUUUUAAUCCUAAUUAGAUUUCGCAGUUACAUAAAAAAUUUACAAGUUGUGACAUAAUUGCUGAAUAUUUUUUUUUAAAAACUGACCAACCUUUUUCUCACUUAUAUCAUCAUCAAGUUUGUUAAAGACGUUUACACUACUGGUAGAAGGAUAAUCUGUGAACAAGGCGAGUCGGUUAUCAUCAAUAAAGUGGAAGAGAAUAUCUUACGGCUCUUGGAGAGAGCGUAAGAAAUCUUUAGAUGUGAUGAUCGUAUGACCCAGAAGGUGGCGGUAAUGCAAUUACAGGAAUGCCGACAGAAAUAAAACCCAAGAAGAAGACCGUAUAACGGUCGUUCUGGUUGAAUGUGGGACUGCUUCAUGUAAAAAAUGUCUUCAGUGCAGGCAGCUACAACGAGCAGUUAACUGAUGCUGAAGAAACUUUUACAGAGUUUAAAGAAAUCAUCGUCAAAUCCGAGGAAGAGAUGGAUGAUCAGCGCAGACUGCUGGAUUUCUCCCGGACUCCCCGGAUUAUUUUACACCGGAUAGACUGCCUACAGCACAACGUUUAUAAGGAGAAGUUAUGUAACCAGGAGAGGAGCUUCGCUCUGGACCAGGAGGAGUUAGAACCCCUGCAGAUAAAAGAAGCAAAUGGACUCAACAACAUUUCGGGGAAAGAACCAAACCCUGAGAACCAAAAUUGGGAAAGAAGCAAUCCCAUAGACUUUGGAGCAAAAAGAGGUGAAGAAAAGAAACCCAAGAGGCAACAGAAAACCAAACGGCAUGGUGACAAUUCAAAACAAAAAGGUCAUGACGAUUUUCCUCGAAAUAGUGACUUGACUAAAAAGAUAUCAAAAAAGACAUGUGAGAGACCUGUCUCAGAUUGCCUGCAGCAUAACAUUUAUAAGGAGGAGCUUUGUAAGCAGGAGGAGUUAGAACCACUGCAGGUGAAACAAGAACAGGAAGAGCCAGAAUAUCUGCAGAUUAAAGAAGAGCAAGAGGAUCUAGAACACCAGCAGAUAAAAGUGGAAGAAAAAGAAGUUUACUGCAGUCGGGUUGAUGAAGAGGUGACCCUAAAACAGGAGACUGAUGCAUUCAGGACUAGUCCUGUUUACAAGAAAACAUACCAAACUGAAUCAGAAACAAAAGGGAUCCAAGUCAUCAUCAAGGAAGCUGCUGAAUCUGAGAACCAAAAUCAGGAAAGACGAAAGCCUUUCUCAUGUGUCAUCUGUGAAAAGCGUUUCGCUUUAAAAUCUGCUUUCAAUGUUCACAUGAGAACUCAUACGGGUGAAAAACUGUUUACAUGUGAGACAUGUGGAAAAUGUUUCCUUUUCAAAUCUGCUUUCAAUGAUCACAUGACAACUCACACAGGUGAAAAACCAUUUACAUGUGAGACGUGUGGAAAAGGUUUUAGUCUAAAAAAGUAUUUAAAUAAGCACAAGACAAUUCACACAGAUGAAAAGCCUUUCUCAUGUGUGACAUGUGGAAAGUGUUUUGCUUUCAAAUCUGCUUUUGAUGCUCACAUGAGAACUCACACAGGAGAAAAGCCGUUUUCAUGUGAGACCUGUGGAAAAUGUUUUAGUCAAAAGCAGUAUUUAACUAAGCACAUGACAAUUCAUACAGGUGAAAAGCCAUUUUCAUGUGUGACCUGCAAAAAGUGUUUUAUAUUCAAAUAUCUUUUUCUGGAGCACAUGCGAAUUCACUCAGGUGAAAAGCCUUUUUCAUGUGUCACCUGUGGAAAAAGUUUCAGUAAAAAGCGUGUUUUAUGCCGUCAUAUUAUAAUUCACAGAAAUAAGAAGCCUUUUUGGUGUUUGACUUGUGGAAAAGGUUUCAAUGAAAAAUGCCAUUUAACUGUUCACAUGAGAAAUCAUUCAGGUGAGAAACCUUUUUCAUGUUUAACUUGUGGAAAAGGUUUCAUUCGGAAAUGUUCUUUAAAAAAGCACAUGAGAAGCCACACAGAUGAGAAGCAUGUGGGAAAAAUUAGCACCCACCACUUGUGAAAUUAUGCCAAAUUUAUAAUGUGAAACAGCAGAAGCCCAGAGAAUUUAAAAAACUGAACUCAAUUCAGUAAAGCUUGUUGCCGUAGAUACUUUGUAACUGAGUAAAAAUCUACUCUAACCUUAAGUAAACAUAUGUUGAGUAAAAAGUACUUAAUUACUUUUUCAAAACUGGCUUUGGAGUAUUUAGUUUUUUUYAAAUAAAUUAAUGUAUUAGAAAAAUUCUACACAAAAAUUGAGAUACAAACAUGAAGAAGCAGAAAAAGAUAUUGUGUAAAAUUAUUCUGUUUAACAAACUGUUUUCUACUUGGAGUUUUCUUGAGUGUUGUAUUUCCUGCCAUUGAAGGUUAUUACAUUUCUCGCAUGACAAAAAUGUUCUAAAUGUUGCAUGCAGGAGAGAAAAGUAAUCAUAAGUGUUUUUUAAAAUCAUAGAACUGAAAAUGGAAAACUGAAACAUACUAAAAUGGUUGAACUUUCUCAAUAAAUCUAUAGAAAAAAAACCCCCAUGUGAUAGGUCCCGUCUUUAAAGCAGAACGAGAUUGAAACUGAUGUCAUUUUUUGCUAAUUAUAUUAACCAGUCUCACUCUAUGUAAAAUAUUUUCAAAUAAGAUAAAAAUACAUUAUUACUUUAAAGAAAAUGUGAGAUUCACCAAAACAAUUUUUUAUGCACUGAUUGUACAAAGUAUGCAUAAUUAUUUUCAAUAAUCUGGUGUUUCUCUCGACUUAGUUGUAAUAUUUUGCUCUUUUCUAUUGCAGCUGUCUUCUGUCAAAGAUUACUGUCUUUUUAGGACCUUUUUAAAUGGAUGUAAAAGUUGGAUUUAUGUCUUACAAUGUAAUUAAAGUGUAAAAUUUCA
This is a messenger RNA of Poecilia reticulata (guppy), 2944 nucleotides long. RefSeq lists its product as uncharacterized. Gene Ontology annotation, molecular function: DNA-binding transcription factor activity, RNA polymerase II-specific; RNA polymerase II transcription regulatory region sequence-specific DNA binding. The record is from RefSeq and is a predicted model, not a curated record. NCBI's taxonomy places the organism in Eukaryota, Metazoa, Chordata, Actinopteri, Cyprinodontiformes, Poeciliidae. Gene Ontology annotation, cellular component: nucleus. Gene Ontology annotation, biological process: regulation of transcription by RNA polymerase II; embryo development.